Molecule: messenger RNA, 1103 nt
Organism: Vigna unguiculata (cowpea)
Lineage: Eukaryota; Viridiplantae; Streptophyta; Magnoliopsida; Fabales; Fabaceae
Product: putative calcium-binding protein CML41
Molecular function (GO): calcium ion binding
Source: RefSeq, a predicted model, not a curated record
GGAGGCCUAAACACUAGAGUGUGGUAGUGAGAAGGAAAACAAAGAGGAGAGUGAUUUGAUUUGACGAGAAAAGUGUUUGAUCCACUUAUUUUUGGACCCACUACGAAACUACCAUGCACUUUCCUUCCCAACAACAUCACUUCGUGAUCUUAUUCACAUCUAGUUCUGCCCCCUCACGCACUUUCACAGCAACUCCCACACAACCUUUACUUUCCAUAUACAUCACAUAACACACACCACGUCCCAAACCGACUUCUACACUCUCACUCCAUAAAACCCAAUUGCUUUUUCUCAUCUCUCAUAUCUCAUAUCUCAUAACUCCAAUGGCUACCGAUAGAAUUUUCAAGCCUUCCAAAUGGUUCUCCAACAAGAGUCUUAGGUUAAGCCUUCGUCGCCCGAGAUCAAGAUCCUCCAACUCAUCAUCACAAUCCUCAACUGCGUCUCCACGAUCUCCCAUGUCAACAUGCACAACCCCAAAGAAGGGAGAGAUGAACGGGCUGGUGGAGGCUUUUCGCCACUUGGACGGUGAUGGAGAUGGGAAAAUCUCGGCCUAUGAGCUAAGGUCGUAUUUUGGAUCCAUUGGGGAGCAGGUGUCUCACGAGGACGUUGAAGGGGUCAUCCAUGACCUCGAUUCUGAUGGGGAUAACAUGCUGGACUUGCAGGAUUUCACGAAGCUGAUGAAGAGAGAUGGUGGUGAUGGUGAUGAGCGGGAUCUACGAAAGGCUUUUGAGAUGUUUGUGUGGGAGAAAGAAGGGUGUGGUUGCAUCACCCCGAAGGGGUUGCAGAGGAUGUUGCACCGUCUUGGAGAUGAUAGGUCCUAUGAUGACUGUGUUGCAAUGAUCGGUGCCUUUGAUAUUGAUCACAACGGUGUUCUUGAUUUCGAUGAGUUUUACCAGAUGAUGGCUUAGUCAAUAUAUAACCCCUUCAUAUUUCUAGGUACAAUGGUUGCAAUGAUUCAAAACUUCAACUCAAACUUUUAUGUAAGGAAAACAGUAAAUAUAUGUACAUGGAGGCCGUUCCAGCCACUCCUUCUUAUGUUCUGAAAUAAGGCACGUCAUAUUCUUAAGUGGUAAAUAUUAUUUUAUGUUGCCUUUUCACCAGUA